This is a messenger RNA of Plasmodium coatneyi, 1434 nucleotides long. Its product is annotated as Bcs-1 like protein. The record is from RefSeq and is a predicted model, not a curated record. Gene Ontology annotation, molecular function: ATP binding; ATP hydrolysis activity. The transcript has a single exon. Bases 1 to 1434 code for a protein of 477 amino acids. NCBI's taxonomy places the organism in Eukaryota, Apicomplexa, Aconoidasida, Haemosporida, Plasmodiidae.
AUGCAGAAGCUUAUGAUGAACAAGGGGUACGAGACCACCGCGGAGAAGCAACCCAACCUACUAAACAGCGGAAACACAGAAAAUGGAAACGGGUUCAUAGAAUCCAUUUUUAAGAACAUCACAAAGAAUGAGUACUUCAGUGCAGGCGUCGGUAUCAUCUCCGUAGGGGCAUUCGUCACAGUGGCAAACAGACUAAACAGCUACAUGUACCAUGCAGUGAAAAAAAAUAUGUUCACGUCUCUAGAAAUUACCAUCAACGAUAGUGCAUAUUAUUGGGUUCUAGAAUACAUCGUAAAGAAGGGAAUAAUCAGUAGACACCUGAGCUUAAAAACACAGAUGCUAAAUGACAAAAAUAAAAAAACGGUCUUCUUUUCCUUCCUACCAAGUGUAGGCAAUCACCUACUCAUAUACGAUAACCGGUUCAUAUUCAUUGAGCGUAGUAGAGAGAAGACAAUGACGUCAGAUGUGAAUAGAUCUGUCCCAUUCGAAAACAUAAAACUCAGCACCUUCAUAUGGUCCAAAAAUAUUUUCUCAAAAAUUUUAACAGAUGCAAAAUUGUACAUAGAAAAAAAAGAAGAAGGGAAGACAUUACUAUAUAAAACGUUUGGGCAUGAAUGGAGACCCUUCGGAACUCCAAAAAAUAAGAGGCCGGUAGAUUCUGUUAUCCUUCCGGAGCAUCUGAGUGAGCAUAUAAUUAACGAUCUGGACACAUUUCUCAAUUCUAGCAAAUGGUACAUUGAAAAAGGGAUACCCUAUAGAAGGUGCUAUCUCCUCCAUGGACCCCCUGGGUGCGGAAAAAGCAGUCUCAUAGCCGCUCUGGCUGGUCACUUUGAUUUUAAUAUUUGCACCAUUAACGUGAAUGACGUCUACUUAACGGAUGACAGGUUUAUCCACCUGCUUGCCACGGUGCCUCCUAAAACGAUUCUCAUUUUGGAGGACAUUGACUUUGUCUUCCCCAAUCCGAGUGAAUCGAAUGCAAGGGUAGACUCCCCUAUCGAAACGUCCUCCUCCACCGCAUCCACCAUUUCAAAUUCGCUACUCAACAGUGGUAACAUAAGAACGCUAGGCGUCUCCUACAGUGGACUCCUUAACGCUCUGGACGGCAUCGUCGCCACAGAAGAGAGGAUCAUUUUUAUGACCACCAAUAAUAUAGAGAGACUUCCAAGUACCCUCAUCAGACCAGGUAGGGUAGACCUAAAAAUAUUUAUACCAUAUGCCAACACCUAUCAGUAUAGGAAAAUGUUUUUACGUUUUUUUCCCGAACAUGAGGAUAUGGCCAAGGAGUUUGCAACCAUAUUUGAGUCCUUCCACCUGAGUAUGGCUGAAAUUCAGUCCUUUUUUCUUUUUUCAAAACAUGAUCCACACAAGACCAUUCAGAAUGCCCGCCACUGGGUCAAGACCUACGCGCAGAAGGCGGGGGCACAGCAAGGAUGA